This is a messenger RNA of Drosophila novamexicana, 1343 nucleotides long. RefSeq names its product suppressor APC domain-containing protein 2. Lineage: Eukaryota; Metazoa; Arthropoda; Insecta; Diptera; Drosophilidae. The coding region runs from base 1 to 1278 and encodes 425 amino acids. The transcript is spliced from 2 exons. The record is from RefSeq and is a predicted model, not a curated record.
AUGCUGUCCAAUGGCAGCCAGACGGGCAGCCUCAGCUCGCUAGACGCGCUGCCCAAACAGUUUGUGCUGUCCAUGAAGAAGCUCUUCGACAUUCUGGAUGAUAAGCACAGCGGCUAUGUGCGCUAUGCGGACAUUGAGAAGGGCUGGCAGGACGACGGCUCCAAGGGGCUGCCGCAGGGCGUGCUGGACUCACUCCGCCGUGUGACGCCGCCCAGCGGGCUGCUAUCCUUUGAGCGCUUCUGUGCUGGCCUGAAGCUGUGCUUGUUGCGCAACCAGCAGCAGACACAGGCACAGAUACAAGUCCAUGACAAGCUGAUCAAGCCGCCGCGUCCGCCAUCGGCGCCACAGCUGCUGGGCCUGGCUAUGGACAGCGGUGCGCCCACGGCCAAGGUACGUCCGCGCUCACAGAUGAGUCCCGAGCUGGAGCAUGACGAGGACUAUGGUACGCCAGCGCCGCCGCCAAAACCGCCGCGUCAGUCGACAACUGGUCCGCCACUGGCCAAGGCGGACAUACGCAACGCAUUGCAGAACUGGCAGCUGAGUCUGAUGCACACCGAGCAGCGUGCGGCGGAGGCGUGCGCCAAGCAGAAGAGUUUGAAGACUGCACGCGAGCAAUUCGAGCAUCGCGGCUCCGCCGAUGGCGGCUCCUCCUCCACAUCGGCAACGGAUUAUGCGCUGGGCGGCCUGACGCUGGCGCUGCCGCCCAAGAAGUCCAAUAACAAGCGUCGCGAAUCGCGCCGGCACACAUUGCAGCAUGGCAUAGACUAUAAUAUGCUGAAGCGACUGAAGCAGCUGGAGGAGCAGCGGGAGCUGCUGCUGUUUGGCCUGGAUGGCGUGGAGAAGGCGCGAGAUUUCUAUAUGCAGCAGGUGCUCAAUGUGCAGGAGCAGAUCAAGUACUUUGGGCGUCUGGGCACGCGAUUUGAGCAAUGGUCUGAGCUGCAGCAGGAGAGACUCAACUAUCAACGUGCACGCGUCCUGGAAGCCAACCGCAGCUUGGCCCUGCUGACAGACACCUGGGAUCAUGGCGGUUAUCCACUGCACAUUAAUCUGGCGCUGCCCCGCAAGUCCCUGCAGCACUUUAACUUCAAGCCGUACGCCUCCAAUGACGCCGAGCUGCUGGCCUGUGAGAAGCAGGCGCUCAUGUCGGAGCUAUAUGAGCAGCAGCAGCAGCAUACGCAGUUCCACAAUCUGCGAAAUAUGUCGGACUUUGUGCUCAGCCAGCCUUCGCCUGUGAGCCAAUCCUCGGCGGGACUGGGUGAUGCGGAUGUCGUCUAUUAAGCAUAAACAACAAUUUAAAAGACUUUGUAAAUAUUUGAACAUGUAUUGUAAUGGCGAUCAAAGCA